Panicum virgatum (switchgrass) is the source of this 699-nucleotide messenger RNA. RefSeq names its product defensin-like protein CAL1. The record is from RefSeq and is a predicted model, not a curated record. The coding region runs from base 97 to 354 and encodes 85 amino acids. Lineage: Eukaryota; Viridiplantae; Streptophyta; Magnoliopsida; Poales; Poaceae. Gene Ontology annotation, biological process: defense response. The transcript is spliced from 2 exons.
GCGCAAACUGCGAGUCACCAGACACCAGUCCACUUGUAACAACGCCGUUCCGAGCCCGUGACCCGGUCUGAGAGUAGUAGAGCAGCAGGCAGCGAAAUGGUGGCGUCGAUGGCCUCCCGCCGCGCGGCCGCGCCCGUGCUCUUCUUCUUCCUGCUGCUCCUCGUCGCCUCAGAGAUGGGGCCGGCGCGGGUGGCGGAGGCGCGGCACUGCGUGUCGCAGAGCCACAAGUUCGUGGGCGCCUGCAUGAGGAAGAGCAACUGCCAGCACGUGUGCCAGACGGAGGGCUUCCCCUCCGGCGAGUGCAGGCACCACGGCGGCAUCCUGCGCAAGUGCUUCUGCACCAAGUCCUGCUAGCCGGCGAGGCGAGGCGAGCAGGGUCCGAUCCAGUAGCGUCCCGGAGUUAUUAGCACGCACCCCGCGCCGCAGCCAUGCAUGCUGGUGCAUUUGAUUUGCUGUAGCGUCCACUCAGUCGUCGUAAUCACCCUUGCGUCUUUAAUUAGUUUCCCGUGCUCUUAUGGUGUACCGACUUAGUGUUUCUCAUUUGUAGUAAGUUAUUCGAAAAAGCUAAACCGAGAGUGCUUGGCUAGCAGCUUCAACUGCUGGAAUAGUAAUAAAAAAACUUUGGCUUUGUGGUGUCAAAGGAGCUGUAUGAUCAUUACAUGUUAAUAUCCUUGAAUGCAUCUUGGUUCUGUGGAGGAA